Molecule: messenger RNA, 5752 nt
Organism: Porites evermanni
Lineage: Eukaryota; Metazoa; Cnidaria; Anthozoa; Scleractinia; Poritidae
Source: the annotation of a GenBank genome assembly
AUCAUCGAUGCAUAAUGUCUUCGUGUAAUGUUGUAAUAAUUCCGGUGGAUGGAAGCAAAAACAGUGAACGUGCAGUGGACUGUGAGUAUUUCCUUAAAUUUAAUAUUAUGUGGUGUACCUUGUACCAAAUGUUUUACGUGGCAUGCAUGGUAAGAUCAAUUUCCCUCGCCAUCACAGACUGUUCAUUCAUCAGUGGCUCUGUUGACAUCAUUGAGUGAACUUGUAUCAGAGUGCUGUAGAUAGUAUACGCUUAGUCAAGCUAAGAAUCUGACCUUGAUAAGACAUUUUGUGAUAUUGAUAGUGAAUGAAAGGUGGCCGAUAUAAAAGCUGAGAAUGUUGUAAGCUUAUUUAUAUUAACCUAGUUUUGUAAUCUGUGACAAAGUACAGGUUACAACAACGUGCCGAUCAGUGCGGGAUGAUAGUGCCCCACAUGGAAAUUGCUGGUUGUUAUCUGUUUUUACUAUUCUUGACUUGUGUACAUGUUUGUCUCUUAGUUGGAGGCGAUGACCUACACGUGUUAGAAAAGGCGUUCUUUUCUGUAUAACCAUAGUAAUAAUUACACUGUUUCUGUAUGAUUACAUCAGCUAAUCAUGCUUAAACCUUGACCAAAAAGGCACAUUUCUCUGCAGAUGUUUUUCGUAAGUUAGACAGAGGUAAAAGAAAAAUGUGAAAUAAAAUGUGCAAUGUCAUCUUGUACAAGCUUUAAAAGCUUAUAAGACAAAUUUAUAUUUGCUUACUUUUCCAUUCGUCAUAAUAAAGCUCUUUUUGAUUGACUCGUUUUUAAAUUUUAUUUGUACAGUAAAAGGGUGGAUAUGUAAAUAAUAGAGAAUUCUCGGUCAAAAACAUGUGCAAGGUGACAACGGUUUACAAGGAAAGAGGCUUUGAUAAUAUAUAGCUGGGGGUUCAUUUAAGCUGUAAAAAAAUUUUUUUUUCCUUUUCAACAAUAGUGGUAAUUUUACAUCUCACAGCAGAUUAACAUACUAAAUAUUGCAUUUGGUAUUUGUACCGUAAUGAUAUUAUUGCAGAGAUUUACAGUUAUGGAGUUUUUUGCACCUGACAUGUAACAGCAGGAAGUGUUUCUAACCGAAAAUUAAAACUCCAUUCCUUUAAUGAAAUAAUAUAAAAUUAUAUUAAGUAUUGUACAUUAAUUUUAUGGAAAGUGAAAAAUUUUGUUCAUAAGGUCAAGUUAUAGCAGUUAAAUAUAAUCGCUACUUUCUCUAUAAUCAUGUCCUUAUCAUUUUAUUCAGAAUAUCAUAAAUCAUUUUAGUAUUGAACUCUAUGAACACCAGCUGAAAGAAGAAAUAAUUACCAUUAUUGUGAUAUUGCUUUGAUUGAAGUCAGUUGAUGAUAUGACAUCACAAAGAAUAGUAGGCUGCCUUUGUAUUUUAGAGGAAGUUGUCAUCUCUUACGACUUAGUUGUGAAUCAGUAUCUCAAAAGAAGUGCUGUUAGUACACUUUGAUUUCCUAAAACUAUUGUAAAAUUUCAUCUUUCAAAAAACGUCAAAAACAGCUUCCAGAAAUGUGCAGAUUAAAAUUUGAGGAAUGUACUUUUAAUAAAAGUUAGCACUGUAUACUCCCUUUCAAACUUCAAUAUGCAGACCGCUCUGCAGUAAAAUUUAGCCUUUGAAAGAAUCAUUCAUUAUGUCACCUUUAAUCACCAAUAAUAAUAUUGAUAAAAGCUUGUGGCUAAUAAAAUUUUAACUAGAAUGAAAUGACAAAAAUUUUGAACUAUUAUCUUUUUCUGUCAUGUUAUUGUACAAAAAAACCCCAGCUACAUUUACUGUUUCUGAAGUACUGUCCAUAAAUUCUGCCCUGUUAAGAAACAUGGUUAAAUUUCAUCCCUCAAUAUUUACAUGUAUUGGUAACAUUAACGUAGUUUUUAUAAUCAUAAUUUCUAACGGAAACUUCCAUUUUUAAACAGUAGCAGUUCUAUUUAAAUUUUUAGUGUGGAUAAAGAAUAUUGAUGUAUAUAUUGAAUAUUGCUUUUUACAUAUCUUUUCAAACAUAGUCCGAAAAUGGCUUAAUUAGAGCUAUAUUAUUUUGAUAACCAUUCAAACGUUUUUUAAAGUUCACCCUCAGGCAUACAAGUGUCAUAUGGUUGUGGUUUUUAUUUUCCCGCAAUGGUAAGCAUGGUACAAAGCUCACUCUAUUUCAGACUGCUUUAGAGGAAGCUUAAUUAAUUAUAACAAAAUGUGAAAAAAUGACGUGGUAUAAUCUUUUGAGUUACAUGUAUAAAAUUCAUUAAAGUUGGCUGAAUAUCCUUAAUCUUACAUGUACAUGUAUAACAUCUAUCUCUUUGGUUAGAAGAUGGGAUGGAAGAAAAGGCCAACAGUAAUAUUAUUGGCUUUCAUUAACUUUAAUAAUAAUAACAAUAAUAAUUGAUGAUGAUAAUACAUGUACAUGUGAUUUUUAUCUAUAGUAAUAGUUAACUUGUAUAGCAAUGAUUUCAUUAGUUGCUAUUUUCACCAAUGCACAUUUGACUUUCUUUUCUUCAACAUCAUAACAGUUUCUAUUCAUUAUUUUGAACAGGGUAUCUUGCACAUCUUCACUUAAAGGGUGACAGAGUUGUUUUCCUACAUGCCUUUGACCCUCCUCCCAUGCAGUCAGCCAAACACAGUAAGGAUUUUCAUUUUGAAGCAUUAAAUUGAUGUUAAACAGUAAUGUUUAUUUAUUAUAAACAGAGGAGGUAAAACCUCUAGAUCUGCAGUUAGUUAAUAAAAUUGUAGUUGUGAAGACAAUAUUUCUGUAACAGUACAUGUACGUAGACCCUAAAGACUCAAAGAUAAACCACAAUGUGCACAGCUGAAUUUCUGGCCCAAGGUAAAGUUAAUCAAAUAUACAGUCAAAAACCAUUAAUGCAGAUAAUGAAGGGGUCAUAAAUUAUAUGGAGAGUGUCUGUAUUAGCAGGAUGUCCAUAUAAAGCAGGUGAUUUUAUCAAAAUAAGAAAAAUUUUUUUAUUAGAACAAAAUACUAAAUAAAUAAAAGAAGACAUUAGCGUUAACGUUAACCUUCAAAAAAGCUGUCCUUCCAGGGAUUACAAUCACAAAAUUAACACUCAAAAAUUGUUUAUCUCUAUAUUACUUGGUCAAGACCUUUCUCUGCACAAUUUCUUUGAUGCCAAAAAUUUGUAGUCUGAAAUCAUUCUCUCUGGUGUAUUGUAGCUCCGGCAAUAAUGACAAGCUGUCUACUGAAGGGUUUUUCACCUUUAAAAGGUCUACCUGUAUUAUACUAGGCUCACACAGUUUACAAUGAGGUGUCGGCAUUAGUGAGGUUGAAUUUCUAUGAGAAUCUGUAGACUGGACACGCAACAAGUGUUCGUUGUCCACAUUAUUGGGUGUCCAUAUUAAGGGGGUUGAAUUAAGGGACAAUUUAAGGGUUUUCCCCAGGGACAAAAUAAAGGAAACAUGUGCAUAAUAACAAGGAGUCCAUAAAAUGAGGUUUGACUGUAUUUCUAUCACUUUAUUCUUGAGCAGUAAAACCCUUUAGCCUUAAAAGUGAGUCCAGUCAUACAUGCAUUUUUGCUCCAACCUAGUGAAAAUAAAAAUCAGAGUUGUACAAAUUCUACAUACAGUCUAGAUGUAAGCAGUGUCAUUAGCUUGACAGAAUCAUUCAGAGUUGCCAGGAUCAGUCAGAAUGUUUUCAUUUUGUAGUUCCAGUAUCCGCUUCUGACUCAUUGAUCUAGAGAAAAGCAGAUUAACCAACCACAAUACUCAUUUCCUUCAUUUAAAAAUGUUACUUGCUCUUUAAUCAUGUUAAUUUCCUCUCAUGCAAUGUAAUAUUUUCUUUGGUUUGGGUCUAUUUAAGCCAUUAUUAACACAAGCAUUACACAUCACGUAAUUUCCUACAAAAUCUGCAUAAUAGUAAGGUACACUUUAGUUUUUCUGCUUCUGAGGGCAACUCUUGCAGUCUGGUUUUCACUAGAUCGUAAGAUUUAUUUUUUACUAAAAUCAAAAGGUUCUUUACUUCUGUGCAGUUGUAAAACCAGCUAUAGGAGGCAUCACUGUUUACAAACAUUUUUUUGUUAUAAUUUAUGGUGCAGGUUCUAAAGAUAAAUCUUCAUCUGUAAAUUUUUUUGUUGUCUUUUCCUUGAUAGCAAGUGUAGACUUCAAGAACAGCUAUGAUGAAUGGUGUGUCGUAAUUCAGAAGGCACAAGAUAAGGCUAGGUUCCUGCUCAAAGAGUAUGACCAGAAAUUUGUAGCACUUAAGGUACAGUGACAGAAAUGAAUAUACCAAUAUUAUAAGUAACUGUGACAUUCACUUAAUUAAGGUAGCUGACCUCGGAUCCACAAGAUGCAUGUACUGCUAAAGUUUGUUUUAGUCAGGUUGUGUUUGUUAUUAUUGUAAACAAAUAUCUAGAGCUCUCUCUCUCUCUUUUUCUUUUGACUAGAGCAACAUUCUAAGAUUUGUACAAAAAAAUUAAUGUAGCUUGUACAUUACUUGAGGUUUUAAAAGGGUACGGUCCAUUAUGAGCUUAUUUUCUGGUCAAUGAAUCAACUGAAUUUUUCAUAUUACUGAAUUGAAGUUUCUUGCUAUAGAAGAAAUUAAGGAAAAUGCAAGCUUAUAAAAAUUGCCAUGAGUACUUUUGGUCAUAACAUUUAUGAACCUCAACGGUGCAUUUACGGUAUUAUAUUAAUGUUUAUAUAUAGAGCAUGAAAAAUGAUCUCUUUGCUUUCAAAUGAAACACAAAAGUUUUCUUAGGCCCCCUUUACAUGGAGAAACGUUGUCCUGGGAAAGAGGCUUGUCAUCCCAGCCCAGUUAUCUUUAGAGAGCAUUUUUAUGAGAAAAAAAUUGAUCCUUUUGCCAAAAGCCAAGUGUAUUUAUGUAUGCUGUGAUUGUUUUGCCUUGACUGAGUUGACCUGGCUGGGUGAGCCAAAGUGUUUAUUUGGUGAAAAGCUGGACCAGCUGGGACAGUGACCUACAAUCCUGGACAAAAGUCCUUGGGACAGUGAGAGCAUAACUGUAAUUUAUUCUAUGUGUAUCACAAGAACUUUAUGCUGUAAAAAGCAGUGCUGUCAGUUUACAAAUCCAUAUCCCUUACCCCUUCCCCACCCAAUACAAUGUUGAAAGAUCAAUGGAAUUGUACCUUGACGGUUUCAACACUGUCUGUAGGGUGGGAGGAGGGAGUAGGGACAUGCAGUGUUAUUAGCGUGGGGAUACAAUUUCGUGUGUGUUAAAAAACAUUUGAACUGUACAACUGUCCCAACACAUUUUUCCAUGAUUGUAGCUUACCAUCAAAGAAAGGUGACCCAGCCAAGUGGGUCACCCUUCUAACGAAGCCUACUUUUUGUUCUUAUGUUAACAGUUCUCCAAGUGAAUUGUAUGAAAAGUAAGUUUGCCCAGGGUAGCUCGGGUAGGCGAGUGUCCCUUUAGUCUAUGGGACAAGUUUUCUUCACAUAAUGGUGCCUUAGUGACAUGUCAAGGAAAUUUUCGUGGGGGAAAAAUAAGGGUUUGGUCAUAAAUACUGUAAGGAUCGAGUAUACAAAUAUCCAACAGCAGUUAUUAACAGUCAAUUUGUUGCAACAUCACUUUGUCUUGAUUGUUCCUUUGUCAACAGGAUAAACUCUCAUACAAGUUGAUUCAUGACACAGGCCGGGCAGGAGAAGUAAUAGUCAGCUACAUCAAGAAAGAACAAGCUACCUGUAUUGUGAUGGGCUGUCGUGGACUGGGCAAGCUGCGGAGAACAUUACUUGGGAGUGUUAGUGACUAUGUUGUUCGACAUUCAACUAUCCCUGUCAUAGUGGUGCCUCCGUAG